Molecule: messenger RNA, 824 nt
Organism: Volvox carteri f. nagariensis
Lineage: Eukaryota; Viridiplantae; Chlorophyta; Chlorophyceae; Chlamydomonadales; Volvocaceae
Exons: 6
Coding region: 24-824 (266 amino acids)
Biological process (GO): translation
Cellular component (GO): mitochondrion
Molecular function (GO): ribosomal large subunit binding
Source: RefSeq, a predicted model, not a curated record
AUCAUCCUCCAUCCAUUUUAAGGAUGUCCAUCGUUCGCGCACCUCAGGUCUGCAGCUUGCAAGCUGCACCAAUUUCCAAGACCCUUGUGUUUCGACCUUGCACUACUCGCGCAGCUGGACGUACGCUUGCUCCAACUGAGCAAAGAGAUGCCACUAGUCGUACGUUGGUGAUAUCAUUCGCCAAGGGCGGCAAGGGUGGCAAGGGCGGCAAAGCAGAGACUGCAGUGAAGGAGGAGAAGGGCGGCAAGGCAGCCGCGGGCGGCGUUGAUGUCCAAAAGAUUUCAGCAGACGCAAAGAAGGACGCGGACGAGCGGAUGAAGAAGUGCCUCAACGUGGUGGCUGAUGGCUUCAACACCAUUCGCACAGGCCGUGCCAACCCCGCCAUAUUGGACAAAAUCACGGUGGAUUACUUUGGCGCACCCACGCCGCUGAAGCAGAUGGGCGCUGUGACGGUGCCAGACUCGCAGACGCUCAUGAUCGCGCCCUUCGACCGCAGUACCCUCAAAGACAUCGAGCGCGCCAUCCAAGAGUCCGACAUCGGCAUCAACCCCAACAACGACGGCGAGCGAAUUCGGCUGGUUAUGCCGCCCAUGACACAGGAGCGGCGCAAGGACCUGGCUAAGCAGGUCUCCAAGAUGACCGAGGAUGGCAAAGUAGCGGUGCGCAAUGUGCGAAAGGAUGCCAUGAAGAAGGUCGACAAGGUCGAGCUCCCGAAGGAUGACAAGAAGGCGCUGGAGGACGACAUCCAGAAGCUAACCGACUUGUACGUCAAGAAGUUGGACGACAUGGCCAAGGCGAAGACGGAUGAGGUCAUGAAGCUCUGA